AUGGGUGAAACAAAACGUGGCGCUUUAAUCAUCUUUGAAGGAUUGGAUCGAUCGGGAAAAUCAACUCAAUAUCUUCGUUCAAAAGGCAGAACUGUUGAAUUUAUACCGUUUCCAGACAGAUCAACGCCUAUUGGAAAGUUGAUCGAUAUGUAUUUGAGACGAGAGAUUGAUAUGAGUGAAGAAGCUCUGCAUCUUUUGUUCUGCGCAAAUCGGCGAGAAAGAGUGGAUUUUAUCCAAGAAUGUAUAUCAACGGGAAUCGAUGUCGUUUGCGAUCGGUACGCCUAUUCAGGAGUUGCUUACUCGUUAGCAAAAGGUCUUCCUGCUGAUUGGGUCAGAGCUGGAGACGUUGGAAUGCCUCAACCAGACGUUGUGUUGUUCUUUGAGGUCUCACCCGAAGUGGCUUGUCAACGCGGUGGCUUUGGUGAAGAACGUUUGGAGACGGGUGAACUUCAAAGAAAAGUCAGGGAGACGAUGAAACUACUAAGAAAACCAUUUUGGCAGAUGGUCAACGCCGACGGUGAUGUCCAGACAGUUGAGGGAGAAGUACGUGCGAUUGUCGACCAUUUGGAUCUUCAUUUACCUCUUCAACUUUUGGACCAGAUU
Messenger RNA from Mesorhabditis belari, 603 nucleotides. NCBI's taxonomy places the organism in Eukaryota, Metazoa, Nematoda, Chromadorea, Rhabditida, Rhabditidae. The record is from the annotation of a GenBank genome assembly.